Messenger RNA from Xenopus laevis (African clawed frog), 2929 nucleotides. RefSeq lists its product as uncharacterized. The transcript is spliced from 4 exons. The record is from RefSeq and is a predicted model, not a curated record. Lineage: Eukaryota; Metazoa; Chordata; Amphibia; Anura; Pipidae. Bases 92 to 949 code for a protein of 285 amino acids.
AAUAUUAUAAAAUAGAAUAUACAAGUGAAAGGGAGUCACAGAGGGAGCAGCCACUGGAACAAGCACAGAGAAUCUCAUAGACUGUCCAGCUAUGGAUCAUAACCAGCUCAGAGACGACAUUCAGAACUUCAGGCUGGACAAUUGUCCUCUGGGGAACCAGGGCUACAACCGGGUCCUACUGCAGCUGUUUGGGUAUGUGGGACAGGGCAGGUCGGCCCUCAUAAACUCACUCAAAUAUGUUCUGUCUAAAGGAAAGUAUAUAAUGCACGCAGAAUCAGGUUGUGCUAUCACUCUGGAGAGAAAAGCCUAUGAACUUACACCCACCAUCACAGUUGUGGAUAACAGAGGACUUGCGCACAUGAAUAAUUUUGAAAUGAGAACAGUUUAUGCACAGCUGGGUAACUUCAUGCCCCUUAAUGAGAAGGUAGAAUGGAGAUAUGGCUAUGAAGACUUUGUGUACAAGCUAGAGGAUGCUGACUUGGAUCCAAAUUACACAGACUUCAUAGUUCCAGUAUUUGUUCAUACUGUACAAUGUGUGCUGAUAGAAAAUGAAAAGGGAAAAACGAGAGAUAUUUUUAGGAACUGCAGAAACCUGACAGGUGUUUUCCCAAUCGUUGUCCUCACAAGCAAAACACAUGGGAAUUAUUUUGAGGUUGAGAAGAAGUUUAGAUGUUUGGGUGCAGAGAGGAUUGUGGCAGUGGAAAACUAUUUUGAAGAUGAUCAGCUACAGACACUGGGGAGAAAUACAGAUUUCCUUAUGCUCCUUAAAUCUGCUUUGGAUGAUGUCACAUUCCGAAUGGAGUAUCCAAGGAACCCAAGGGAAGAACGUAUAGAGAGGAAGAAAUUCCUGCUCAAAUAUGCCCAUGAUACUGAUGUAGCUAAGAGGGAAGAGAAACUAAAAGAAAAGGAACAGCAAACAGCAAAGAACAACAUUUGUAACAUUCAAUGACAAUUUAUAAAUUCAGAAUCCCACAAAAAAACCUCACAAUGUAUGAACAGGAAUGGGAUACAUUAUCCAGAAAUCUCCAAAUUAUGGGCAGGCCAUCUUCCAUAGACUCCAUUUUAAUCAAAUAAUUAAAAAAAAGGUUUUUUUUACUAUAAAGGUCUCACUACAGCCUGGGGCAGAUUUUGAGUGCUGAACAGGAUGAGGCCUUGGGGGAUGACAGGAGGGUACCACCCCCAGGGUCCCCCUGCUAAUGGGAGGAGGAGCUGCACAACCCCAGUUGGGGCUUCUGGGGGGGGGGGCGGCGCAUGAUAUUUGGACUUCUGAAGCAGACUAGUGGGGGAAUGCCCCGGAGCAGUGGUACAGCCAAUCCAGCACCAACUAUAACAGUUCACAGGCCAGACCAUUAAUGCAGCAGUGGAGCAUCACCUCCUUCAUGCUUAUAUCCCACAUAAGUCAUUUAUUUGCGGUGUACAUUCAGGGGCAAUCCUGGCCCAUCCAACGUCUGAGGCAGCAGUUGCAAGCCGCCCCCUCUCCCUGGCGCUUACCUUUUUGUGCCUGAGGGGGUCCAGGGGGGUCCACUAGGCGGCACAGAGGGCCAGGACGCUAUCACAGAGAUCCUAAUUGCACUCUAUGUGCUAGAAGAGCUAAAUUUCCGGUUUGAAAACCAGAAAUUCGGCUCUUAAAGCACCAGGAGCAGCAUUUUUGCUGCCCCUGGUACCUAGUGGGGCGCUGCAGCCUGAUGCGAGAGCCUCAACUUGCCUCGUUGGUGAAGCGCCCCUGCGUACAUUCUCUAGAGUGUUUUGUUCACAGCAAUUAUAUGGGGAAAAUCACUGGUGAAUGUUUAUGCCAAAAUGACAAAAUUCAGCAUAUUUCAGAAUUGGAUGCUUAACGUUCUGACCUGACAGCUGUUUAUAAUUAAGUAUGUUCUGAUGACCACUGGCUGUGUUGCUUAGUAGAAAUUUUCCGACAGACCCUUUGUUGAAAAACAGAUAGCAGCAGUUUUCAUACUUUUUGUAGGUGCUGAAAACUGUGCCCCCAACAGCCUGAUUUAUAGUGCACAUGGGAUGUUCUAUAAAAAUACACUUGAUGAAUUGAGGUGAAAUCAAUUUACACUUUAGUCGACUUGUCCCAGUUGUAUUAACACUGUAUUUAUCACGCUCUAUGCUGGGGUAUUAUUUAUUUGUAAUUUAUUCUGCCAUGAGUUGUGGAGAAACAUCAGACCUGAGAUAUCUAGCCAGGAUCUAGGGUUACAGAGGUGCCUCUCAAAUUGGUACCACUACGUUUUUGGGCAUUUAUUUUAAUUUACAUUUGUAAAUAAAGCUUAGAGCCCACUUGUCAUGCAGAUGCCACUCUAAUCCUGGACUGCAGCUUUGCUCUCCAGCACAUAUCUCUAUAUAAUACUGGGUGCUGUAUGUACAUUUACUAUGUGUAAUUUUGCUCUUUAUCAGUGUAUUUCUGCUUUGUGACAAAUCUACAACUGUUCAUACCACACAUAAGUAUUAUAUAUAUAUAUAUAUAUAUAUAUAUAUGUUUUAUUGCAAGCCACAUAUACAUUUGCUUCAUUUCAUUGUGUAUUUUGUGAACUAAGUCUGUAUAGCCCUCUUCUGCUACUGUGUGAGAUCUAACACAUUUACUGGAGUGUGGCUACGUUAGUCCUGUGCCUCCGCUAUAUGGGAGAGCAGGUACACUAUAAAAUGUCGUGCCUCCACCCAGGGUCAGGACAGACUGAACUGUAAUACCCCUCCCUGAGAAACUUAUUUGAUCUGCAAUACACAUACACACUGGGAAGGUUGAUGGAUUUAUUGGCAGGACACUAUAACUUUAAAUGACAGUGAUACAGGUAGCCUGCCAGCCAGGAGCAACUUUACUGAAAUAACACAUCUAUUGAUCUCUGAACUGCUGAGGGAAGUCCCCACUUAUGUGGCAGUUGCUUUAAAGUCCUGAGAAGCAGGCCCAGACUGGCAAUCUGUGGGUUGCAAAUGC